AUGAAUGGUGAAGCAUGUGUUACCAAUGCAAUUAAUUUGUUUUCUCAAGUUUUUUUCACAAUCAUGUAUUCUGAUUUAGAAUGUGAUUAUAUUAAUCCAAUUGAAUUAUGUAAUAAAUUGAAUCCUUGGUUUAUUCCUGAAGCUGGUUUACAUGGAUUUAUUACAAUUUUAUUUUUAAUUAAUGGAUAUUGGUUUUGUUUCUUAUUAAAUUUACCAUUAUUUGCUUAUAAUAUUAAUAAAUUUUAUAAUAAAAAUCAUUUAUUGGAUGCUACAGAAAUUUUUAGAACUUUAUCUAAACAUAAAAAGGAAUCAUUUUUGAAAUUAGGGUUCCAUUUAUUAUUGUUCUUUUUCUAUUUAUAUAGAAUGAUUAUGGCAUUGGUUAAUGAUGAACAAUAA
Messenger RNA from Candida dubliniensis CD36, 396 nucleotides. RefSeq names its product cornichon family protein. Gene Ontology annotation, cellular component: COPII-coated ER to Golgi transport vesicle; endoplasmic reticulum membrane. The transcript has 2 exons. Bases 1 to 396 code for a protein of 131 amino acids. Lineage: Eukaryota; Fungi; Ascomycota; Pichiomycetes; Serinales; Debaryomycetaceae. The record is from RefSeq and is a predicted model, not a curated record. Gene Ontology annotation, biological process: endoplasmic reticulum to Golgi vesicle-mediated transport.